AUGGCGCAUUCGCUGCCGGUGAUCGACUUGAAAGAUCCCGAGCUGCCGGCGAAGCUGUUGGCGGCGAUUUCCGGUGAGGGUCCAGGAUUCUUCUAUUUGAAGUUCCCCGAUGGCGACGCUCUGGCGGCAAAGACGUUGGAGCUCUCCAAGGAUUUCUUUCGGCUGCCGAAACUGGAGAAGGAUGCGCUGAAGAACGACCAAGACUCCUUCUACUGGAUCCAGGAGCCAGGGUUGGCCAAGGUUUGUUCACACAACCAGACCCAGGGACCUUUCAAAGGCAAACCAGCAAGAGGCUGUUGA
This is a messenger RNA of Effrenium voratum, 300 nucleotides long. Lineage: Eukaryota; Dinophyceae; Suessiales; Symbiodiniaceae. The record is from the annotation of a GenBank genome assembly.